This is a messenger RNA of Gigantopelta aegis, 1959 nucleotides long. RefSeq names its product cytochrome P450 10-like. NCBI's taxonomy places the organism in Eukaryota, Metazoa, Mollusca, Gastropoda, Neomphalida, Peltospiridae. The transcript is spliced from 11 exons. The record is from RefSeq and is a predicted model, not a curated record. The coding region runs from base 1 to 1695 and encodes 564 amino acids. Gene Ontology annotation, molecular function: oxidoreductase activity, acting on paired donors, with incorporation or reduction of molecular oxygen; heme binding; iron ion binding.
AUGUCUACUAGUACAACAGCUAGACUGAUGAGAAGAAUCUUACCUGAAGUGUCGCUUGCCAAACGGGUCGUAUCCACAUCAUGUUCCAGUAGAAGCGCAAGAGUGGCGGCAGUAGAAACUCUGGAUAUCAAAAGAUGUCCACUGCAUCGAACAAUGGAAUCAAUAGAACAACUCGUACAAUCUCCCAUACAAUCUGCGGAACGGCACGCGGAACCAGUGGACUGCCAGAUCGAAUCGAAGUCGACCUCAGCUGCUCAACCGUUCGAAGCCAUCCCCGGGCCUAAAGGACUCCCCAUAAUCGGAACUCUGUUUGAUUACUUUAAAAAGGAUGGUCUCCGGUUCGAUAAAAUGUUUGAGGCUUACCGACAACGUAGUUUAGAAUACGGGCCUAUUUACAAGGAGAAGAUUGGACCCCUUCAGAACGUGGUGAUCAGCGACCCGGAAAUCUACAGCGCUGUGAUACGAGCGGAAACCAAGACGCCCAUCAGGCGAGAGAUGGAACCUAUGGCCCACUACAGAACAAAGAAAGGCAUUGGUCUGGGCAUCGUCAACUCACAAGGUGAGGAAUGGUACAAGUACAGAUCCGCCGUCAACAAAAAGAUGAUGGUGCCGAAAACCAUCGCGGAGUACUGCGGUUCUCUGGGCGAGGUGAGCGACGACUUCGUGACGCGACUCAACUACAUCAGAGACGACGUCAAUCACGAGGUGCCGCAGCUGGAGAAAGAAAUCUUCAAAUGGGCCAUGGAAUCAAUCGGAACAUUGCUGUUUGACGAAAGAAUCGGUUGUCUGAGUAACCAGCCACAGAAGGAGGCCCAUGCUUUCAUAGACAAUUUACAAGGCUGCUUUGUGCUUCAACAACCGUUGAUGUACAAUCUGCCACUGUACAAAUAUUUCCCCACCAAACUGUGGAAGGCUUAUGAAAAAUAUUUCGACAAUGUCCUGACCCUUGGAACACAUUUUGUGGACAAGAAAGUGCGAGCUAUGCAGGUUUCAGAAGAAAACGGUGAGACACCCGACAAAGCGUCGUUCCUCACCUACCUGCUCUCCCAGCAGUCCCUGUCACCGAGUGAAGCGGUCGAGACGGCGGUGGAACUACUCAUGAGUGCUGUCGAAACGACGUCUAAUGCCACAGUGUGGUGCCUGUACAACCUGGCAAAACACCCAGACGUCCAGUCAAAGAUGGUGACUGAAAUCAACAAAGCUCUGCCAAAUAAUGAAACUCUUACGGCCAGCAAACUGUCUGAACUUCCAUACGUGAAAUCUGUAUUGAAAGAAACGCUGAGGUUAUUCCCGAUUACUUAUGCCACCAGUAGAGUGUUACCUGCAGAUCUGGAGGUGGCCGGUUACAACAUUCCCAAGGGGACACACGUACAGGCCAAUCUGUGGAAGAUGUACAGAGACCCGCAGUAUUUCUCCGACCCCGAGUCCUUCAAACCUGAGAGAUGGCUGAGAAGUGAAAACUCUGGCGCCAACCUGACAAAACAAAAUGGCUUGCUGAAUCUCGUGUGGGGACACGGUUCCCGCAUGUGCCUUGGCCGACGUUUCGCUGAACACGAAAUGCAUAUGGCAUUAUCAAAGAUCGUGCAGAACUUCCAGCUGGGGUACAAUCACGAUGACGUAGAACCUAUUCUUAUGACAGUCAUGACUCCGGAUCAGCCAGUCAAAAUCAGCUUUACUCCCAGGGCGUCCUCGUAGUGACGUCACCAACACAGCGCCCCUUGCUACACAACUGUGAUGAACCGGUCUUUCGACAAGGAUACAGCACUGCUUUUUCAUAAGAAGAUUUAGGAAUUAUUUCGGAGAGAGUCUAUUGUUCAACUCAAUUAUUAUUUUUACACGCUCGUUUAGUGCAAAUAUUUGUGCAAACUAUAUAUAAUAGAAGAGAAAAAUUACAAAUCUUAAACAUAAUCAUAUCGAACAGCAUUGAAAAUCUCACUUAAGCGUUAAUUAAUAAAUGCU